This is a messenger RNA of Schistocerca serialis cubense, 3037 nucleotides long. Its product is annotated as dehydrogenase/reductase SDR family protein 7-like. Lineage: Eukaryota; Metazoa; Arthropoda; Insecta; Orthoptera; Acrididae. Gene Ontology annotation, molecular function: oxidoreductase activity. The record is from RefSeq and is a predicted model, not a curated record. Bases 126 to 1082 code for a protein of 318 amino acids. Gene Ontology annotation, cellular component: membrane. The transcript is spliced from 6 exons.
UCGAUACCUCGAUACUUUUGUGAUCUGUCAAAACAACAGUAGAAACGUGGUGGGGGUAGAAGCGGCACGGAGGAAUAAGGGCUGAAGGAGAACGUGAACGGGUUAAGAAACUGAGAGACGAUACAAUGAAAAUUACUGCUAGUGAUAGAAGAGCACUGUCUAUAUGGCGAACGCUGGUGACAAUAUGCGCUACGGUUACUCUUUUACCAUUCACAAUAUUUGCAGCAUACAAGUCUUUACGGAGGCGUCGACUGAAAUACCGGCUGAAAGAAAAGGUGGUUCUGAUAACAGGUGCUAGUUCUGGCUUAGGUGAGGCACUGGCUCAUGCUUUCUACCGUGCUGGUUGUAGAGUUGUCCUUGCAGCACGGUGUGAAGAUGAACUCAGAAGAGUAAAAAAUAUGUUAUUAACUACACACAGUGUAAGCAAAACUGAUGUUACGCAUCCUCCUGUUGUUUUGCCCCUGGACCUUUCUGAUUUGAAUGCUUUACCAGGAAGAGUAGCAAAGGUUCUUGAGAUUUUUGGUCAUAUUGAUAUUUUAAUAAAUAAUGGAGGAAUCAGUUAUCGGGGCAAUAUACUGACCACAUCCAUUGAUGUUGAUAUCAAACUCAUGCUUAUUAAUUACUUUGGGCAGGUGGCACUUACAAAAGCAGUCCUGCCAUCUAUGAUUGACAGGCAAAGUGGUCACAUAGUGUCAGUAAGCAGUGUUCAAGGAAAGAUAGCUAUUCCUUACAGGUCUGCCUACACUGCUUCAAAGCAUGCGGUCCAAGCAUUUAGUGACACCCUGAGAGCAGAAGUUGCUGCACACAAUAUAAAUGUUACUCUUGUGAGCCCGGGAUACAUUCACACAAAGCUGUCUGUAAAUGCGUUGACAGGAAAUGGAGAGGCUUAUGGAGUUAUGGAUUCAGCAACAGAAAAUGGUUCACCAGUGGAGAAAGUGGCUGAGGAGAUCCUGUAUGCUGUUGCAACAGAAAAAAAGGAACUUACAACAUGCUCAUUUGUAGCCCAUAUAGCAGUUCUGCUUAGAACACUGUACCCAGAGCUGUUCUUCUGGCUAAUGAAAAAAAGAGCUCAUCAACAUUAGGAAGAACUUCCUAUUUAUUUGCCCCAUCUGUUUAAGUUUGUCAUUUUUUGUUACUUUAUGUAGCUGUUGACUUUAUAUCAUCUUGUUUCUGAUCUCUGAUCACAUUAGCUCUCUUUAUUUUAAGGUCUUAUGAACAAUAUGUUCAUAUAUACAGAUAUCUUUGUGAGAUUAUCUAAAAAGAAAUUAAGAAUGAGAGGAAAGGACAAUGAGACAAAUAUUACCAUUGAUACAAAGAGAGAAAACAGUGUAUAGAUGCAAACUAAAAAAUUAGAAAGGCAUCUGUAGUUACUGGAAACAAGUGAAAUGUACAUGUUAUUAAGUAAACAAUGUGCGUUCAGAGCUAUGGAAGCCCAGUAAAAUCCUGUCCUAACAAAACUUGCUUCUCAAAAUUUCCUAUUUUUAAUGAGUACAUUCAUUGGUCCCCCCCAAAAACUCCCAUAAUAACAAUGAUACUGAAAUUUGUUGUUAAUGAACCGUAUUUUAAUAAAGGUAAUAUUUAAGGAAUAAAUAUGAAAGAUAGAUUCUGCAAUUUGAAACCUGGCUUUGAUGCAAAUCUCAACAAACUUUUCCUUUCAUUUUUACUUACAUUUUGAUAAUAUGUGUUGAUCUGUAAAUGACAUUUGAUUCUCUCAGUCAGUAGUUACAUAGGUUACACUGUGUUUUUUACUUCUAGUCAAAGAAAUAGAAUAGGUUUAACUGAUUGAGUAUUUUAGAGGCAAGAUAUAUUGCCAUAGAAAACAACCGUAUCAUCAGGAUGAUGGUCCUUAUAUUUCUAGCUGCAUUUGUAUUUGGGCCUCACAUCCAUAUCCUUCUUUGUGGAAGGGAAAGCUUGAAAAUUACCAUCAUUAUUAUUUUGAUAGCUAACUACCAGAAUGUAGGUUAAAGUCAAGAGGUCUUAAGGAAUGGUUUAUGUUCCCUUCGAUACACCUAAGGGGCACACAAGCUCAAGCAGUGUGCUAGAUAAGAAAACAGUAAGACAUGAUACAGCAUGCUAGAAGAGCAGCUUGGUCUAGUUCUAACAUAUUAAUCCAAAAGCUAACAACUAAGUGACAUUCGAGAUGCUCUAAUACUUGUUAACCAAGAGGAGAACACUGGGGUCAACUCUGCAGAGGUUCAAAUGGUUCAAAUGGCUUUGAGCACUAUGGGACUUAACUGCUGAGGUCAUCAGUCCCCUAGAAUUUAGAACUACUUAAACCUAAAUAACCUUAGACAUCACACACAUCCAUGCCCGAGGCAGGAUUCGAACCUGCGACCGUAGUGGUCUCAUGGUUCCAGACUGUAGCACCUAGAACCGCUUGGCCACCAACUCUGCAGAGGGGUGUUUGAAGCUGGCUGAUAAUGCUUGCUGUGGCGCAUGCGCGGGUUGUUGCUCCUGUGCUCGUGCUGUGGUUACCAGUGAGAGGAAGGGCAUGGGCAAAUCCUGCGUGCAGCAUUGGGAGCGUGUGAAGUAGCAUCACUGCUCCAAUGGUGCAGUUGCUAGCAGUGUUGGUGAGGACACCGUUGAGAGUGGCAGGUGCCUGUUGGGAUGGGGCACUGUCUGUCAGCUAGAGGCUGCAAAAAGGGUAGUGCUGUGGCAGCAUGAGGUCCCAAGCACUGGGAGGGGUGUCACUCAUACAGUCGGUUGAUGGUGGACCAGAGGCAGCGUCACCUGGUGGUGUAUUGGACACAGCAUCGAGGGGCAGUGGCGGCCAUGGCACGUCAGAAGCAGGGGAGGGAAUGGUGUUGGCCUGCAUCAUAUCGGGUGCAUUGUUGAUGGUGCUGUGGCUGGAUCCAGUGGUAGGUGGGGGAAACUGUACCCUCAAUGGUGCUGUGCUUGUUGGUUGGAGUGGACUCUAGAACAUGGCCGGCUUGAGCCUGUCUAUUGUAAUGUAUUUAACUGUCGGAGAUAAAGUUUAUCUCAUGCAAAAAGUACGAUGCCCACAGUAAAGAGUUAAGGUAAUUUCAUUAUGUUGCCA